AUGGUGGUCACCAGGUCCGCGCGGCCUCGGGCCGACAUCCAAGCUACGUCGCCCGAACGCUCCAGGCGGAAGAAUUCUGAAAGAAUUCAGUCGAAUCCAAAAGGCAGGAAGGAAUCUCCAUCUGAUGACUCAAGUACUGCUGAAUCACAGAGCAAUAGGAAACAAAGACCAACCCCUAAAACUGGGAAGAGGAAGAGCAGAACUAGAGCCUCACUAUCAGAAAUGAACAAACCAGAUACUGAUGGAGAGACCUCUGAAGCAGAGUCAAGUUUUUGUUCUGUAUCUGAGCCCCAGAAUUCCAUUUUAAGAAUAACUAGGAGGAGGCAAAUCUUAGUUGCAUGCACCCCAGUGUCCAGUGUUAGGAAAAGGCUGAAAGUAACUUCAAUAAGUGAGUCUCAUACUGAAGAAGAAGUCUCUGAAGCAGAAUCGCAUGUUUCAGGUAUUUCUAGAAUUGUGCCUUCUACAAGAACCAGAAGUAAGGCUAAAUCCCUAACAGAGCCAAGCCAAGAAUUACAUUCAGAAGCUAUUUCUGAUGCUGAAUCAUCAUGCUCAGAAAUGUCUACAUUUUCUGGAAUUUCGACCAGAACAACAAGGAGUAUGCAGAGGAAAUUACAGGCACAAACAGAGGAGAAAGAUACUGAAAUUAUACCAGGAAAUGACAAUCAACUAAUAAAUACAUCUAUGAAUUCAGAUACUAGACAAACUUCUUGUUUACAAGCAAGAUCUCUUUCUCAGAUAAAUAAGCCAAAUUUCUCUAAUGAAAUCUGUAAUGACAUGGAUAAUGAUUCCUUCCAUGGAAAGUCAAGAAAAAAAACAACAGUGCAAAAAUGCCAACGUCUUAAUAUAAAAAAGGAAAAACAGGCCAAUGUUGCACCUCUCAAAGAAAUAACAAAGCAGAAUUGUAAGAGUUUAGAUGAAGAAGCUGAAGGAAGGAUAGAUAAGGGGAAAGAAAUUGAGAAAAAUUCUGAGUUGAGUUUUCCUGAACUUCAGGACACUGGCCUUCAGCAGUUAGUUUCUCAAAGGCAUUCGACCCCCCAAAAUAACAAAACUACAUCAAAGCCCUCAAGUCUGAACUCUGAGGCUAUAAUGAAAUCAUUAGCUCAAACAUUUGCAGUUGUGGAAAUAGACAGAUGGACUGAAGAGAGAAAGCGCACCCCAAAAAGAAGUGACUUCACAUCUAGCGAUGACGGUGGUAGUGAUGAAGAAGAGUGCACAAUUAUCGCUGAUAGUGAGGACGUGAAUGAGGAAAGAGAAGGAGGUUUUGUGGGUGAUACCAAACUGUACAAGUCUGAGCUCAACACAUCCCAGGAUGAUUCUGUUUUGUUACUUCUCAGCAGUGAUGAAAGCCAGCAGUCUGAAAACAGUGAGGUUGAAGAGGACACUAUGUGUUUUGUUGAAAAUAGUGUUCAAAAGGGCUCAUUACAUGGAGACUCAGAAAAUAAGUUAUGUGACAAUGCAUUGUUUGUAAUUGACACAACUCCUGGAUUAAGUGCUGAUAAAAAUUUUUACUUGGAUGAGGAAGACAAGGCAAGUGAGGUUGCCAUUGAGGAAGAAAAAGAAGAGGAGGAUGAAAAAACUGAAGAACCAUCAGACCAAGAUGAAAAUGAAGAUGAGUUUAGUGAUGAAGAUGACUUACUAAGUGGCACAACGUCUAAGCUUCUGAAGUUGACAAGCAGCAGCAUAGACCCUGGUCUGAGUAUCAAGCAGUUGGGUGGUUUGUAUAUAAAUUUUAAUGCAGACAAACUACAAUCAAACAAGAAAACCCUAACACAGAUCAAGGAGAAAAAGAAAAAUGAGAUUAUGCAGAAAGCCAUCAUUACUCCUGAUUUUGAAAAAAACUACUGCGUCCCACCAUAUCGUGAAUCAAAACAUCAGCUUCAAAAACAACGCAGAAAAGAACGACAAAAAACAGCAGGUGAUGGCUGGUUUGGUAUGAAAGCUCCAGAAUUAACAGAUGAACUAAAAAAUGAUCUCAAAGCACUGAAGAUGAGAGCUGGCAUGGAUCCAAAAAGGUUUUAUAAGAAAAACGACAGGGAUGGCUUCCCUAAGUACUUCCAGAUUGGCACCAUUGUUGACAAUCCAGCUGACUUCUAUCAUUCACGAAUUCCCAAGAAGCAAAGGAAGAAAACUAUUGUGGAAGAACUACUGGCUGAUUCUGAGUUUAGAAGAUAUAAUCGAAGGAAGUACUCAGAGAUCAUGGCUGAAAAAACAGCAAAUGCAGCAGGAAAGAAGUUCCGAAAGAAGAAGAAAUUUCGCAAUUAA
Pipistrellus nathusii (Nathusius's pipistrelle) is the source of this 2262-nucleotide messenger RNA. The record is from the annotation of a GenBank genome assembly. NCBI's taxonomy places the organism in Eukaryota, Metazoa, Chordata, Mammalia, Chiroptera, Vespertilionidae.